Molecule: messenger RNA, 1776 nt
Organism: Xylaria bambusicola
Lineage: Eukaryota; Fungi; Ascomycota; Sordariomycetes; Xylariales; Xylariaceae
Product: cytochrome P450
Exons: 4
Coding region: 133-1629 (498 amino acids)
Molecular function (GO): monooxygenase activity; oxidoreductase activity, acting on paired donors, with incorporation or reduction of molecular oxygen; iron ion binding
Source: RefSeq, a predicted model, not a curated record
GACGGCAAGAGAUAGUCAAAACUUUGAAAAGUAUAGAAUGGUACAUAUAUAAUGCCGCGAUUUUCUCAGCUGUUCAGUUAGGAAUAAGCUAAAAACUGCAAUACCCUGGAUGUAACUUUUAUACCACCCAUCAUGCAACUUUUACAGCUAUCCGUUGCUGUGCUUCUGAUAUUUGCAGCUUCCCUAAGCAUAUAUCGACUUUACUUCUCGCCUCUUUCUAGGAUUCCCGGUCCCAAGCUCGCAGCACUGACCUACUGGUACGAAUUCUAUUUUGACGGAUGGCUCGGCGGCAAAUACAUCUUCAAGAUCAAGGAGUUUCAUGAAAAGUAUGGACCCAUCGUACGAAUAAAUCCCCAUCAUGUCCACAUCAAUGACAUCGGUUUCUAUGAUACUAUAUAUGCACCAGGCGGCACAAAACAUCCCCGGAACAAGAUCCGUUGGAUGGCGUUGCAUUUUGACAGCAUGUUCGACACGUUUGACGCCGCUUUACAUCGCAAGCGUCGUGCGGCUGUAGCAUCACCUUUUUCGAAACAGUCAAUACGUGCUCUGGAGCCCGCCAUUGUUGAUAUCAUAACCCAUGUCAUAGCACGAUUUGAAAAACUUGCCGGUACAGGUGCUGUAGUGGGAGUACAUUCAAUCUGGAAUAGCCUCACUCAAGAAGUAAUUGGCCAAUAUUGUUUUGGAGCUAACAAAAUGAGCGAUCUUCGCGAAGGCGGGGACGACGCUCAAUUCAUACAACCAGAUCAUGUAGUGGACCAUGUGCAUGCGUGGGGUCGCAUGUUUCCAUGGGUAUUUGACAUGCUCGCCAAGAUCCCCUUGAGCGUCCUUGGGCUCUAUGACGAAAGACUCGGCGCCGCGGACAAGUUUAACAAGGAGAUAGCAGAUCAAAUCGCACGGGUAUUAGAAUCAGACCAGCCACACGUUGGGAACAAGAACGUGUUUCACGAGAUGCGCGACAGCAAACAUUUACCGUCUGAGGAUAAGCAGUUCAGCUAUUACCAGAGCGAGGCGGGGAGCUUCAUCGGUGGCGGCACCGAGACGACGGCUAGCGCCCUGACUACUCUGACUUAUUUCGUGCUAGAAAAUCCUGAUGUCUUGAGGAAGCUUCGCGAAGAACUUCGGACUGUCAUGCCGUUGGGCCAGAAAGAGUUGCCUCCGACUUCAACUCUAGAGGGUCUGCCCUAUCUUACCGGAGUCAUUCAAGAAGGCAUACGGCUGUCAUUCUCAGUGCCCUCGCGGCUCCCUCGCACGGCACCCACUGAGGAGCUCGUUUAUAAUGGGUACAGACUGCCCCCUGGUACUGUCAUGAGUGCAUCUUCUUAUCUGCUCCACACGGACGAGAAGGUAUUUCCCGAACCCUUCGAGUUCAGGCCUGAACGCUGGAUCAACGACACAGAUCACAUCGCGCGCCGCCAGUUUGUGGCCUUUUCGCGGGGUGCUCGCAGCUGUAUCGGUAUCAAUCUUGCUUAUGUAGAGCUGUAUGCGGUUGUGGCAGCGGUAUUUUCGCGUCUCGAGCUGAAGCUGUUUGAGACGUCCCGUCGCGACGUUGAGCUUGAAUCUGAGGGUUUCAUCGGUUACCGACCGAAAGAUUCAAAGGGUGUCAGAGUACAAGUGGUUUCAUGUAUCUAGAGACUUAGGCCUAGAAGACGGCAGAACUAAUAGCCAUAUCAAUCCUCAAAACGAGAAUAGAUAAUAGACAAUAAGCUGGGCCCUGAGGUCAGAACCAACCACCCUUGCGGCCCAUCUAACUCACAAUUACGGCAAUUCUGUACAAAA